This is a messenger RNA of Penicillium longicatenatum, 1143 nucleotides long. RefSeq lists its product as uncharacterized. NCBI's taxonomy places the organism in Eukaryota, Fungi, Ascomycota, Eurotiomycetes, Eurotiales, Aspergillaceae. The record is from RefSeq and is a predicted model, not a curated record. Bases 1 to 1143 code for a protein of 380 amino acids. The transcript has a single exon.
AUGUGCGCCUCGAAAGACAAAAGCCCAAGCCCAAGCCAGGGCCAGCCAAGCCUGCAGAGCCCGGCUUCUAUACCCGAUUUACUGGUACCAAGCUUUGGCGGGUUGCCAUCAGACAGCCAACCAGAAGCUUGGACUAUACCAUGGGGACAGCCAAUGAGACAGAGUGAACAUGUUUCUGCUGCACCGUCCAGUACACGCCCUUCAAACCCACUAUCCGCCAAGGAUGCCGAACUUGACUUUUCAAACCUCGAGCUUUUCUGUCCGAUCAAUGCCGACGAGAUUACGACUCGCUGGAUGAACCCUUGGAUUCCAGUUCCUGGACAGACAAUCAAACAGUAUCCUCCGGGUGUCUCCAAUUUUGUUUCCCGAAUAUUGAAGUCCUACGCAGCCAUUGCAGCUCGUGGCCGUGGAACUCUACCGUUCAUCCAUCCCUCCCAAAUAUUGGAACAAGAGACUGGUAGCCCUUUGACAACAUGCUUAAGUUUGAUUCGAUUAUGCGAAAGCCCUUUACCGGGAAACGAAAGUACUGCUUUUAUGGUUUUCCAAAGGGAGAUGGACAACAUCAUGGAAUACCAUGAGAGCUAUAAUGCACUUGAGCUUCUCGGUGCUUUUCAAGCAUUUCUCAUAUAUUUCCUGGCCCUGUUUUUCAAGCUUCCAGACCAAGGAACACAAAGUGACCUUCGCUCAAAUAUGAUGAACCUGCAGACUCUUGCCCACCGUUCGGCUAAACAGGGACUUAUGUGCGUGACUGAUCAAAAUCGCACACGUCCUAGAUGGGAGGAAUGGAUUAUCACCGAGACAAAACGGAGAACAUUAUACGUGAUGUAUCUCUUCGACAGUGUCCUCUCCACGCAGGAAGCCCUGCCAACUUUCCUCGCGACAGAACUACUUGGACUGCCUGCUUCUGCUAGCAAAUAUCUUUGGUACGCUCGAUCUCGCACUGAGUGGGAACAGGCAUACAACAUUCACCUCGCGGAAUGGGCAGAUAAAAGUCUUUCCAUUGAUGAGUUAUGGCCAGUUCCCGCUGAUAUGAACGAACCUGAUAUUGCAGAAAGAAGUAAAAGAGUGGAUGACUGGUUAGAAGAAAUCGAUGAGUUCGGGACCAUGCUUUACGCUGUGACAUCUUGCACCCAUGGGGGGUAA